Molecule: messenger RNA, 1764 nt
Organism: Prorocentrum cordatum
Lineage: Eukaryota; Dinophyceae; Prorocentrales; Prorocentraceae
Source: the annotation of a GenBank genome assembly
AUGGCCGGCUGGCGCAUGGAUUCCAGGAACGCAUUCGUUUCUCUCGGGCAGCGGGUCUUCGUCACCGAUGGUCAGUCUCGCUGGUACGCUGCAAGCGAGGACGACGACCUUCUGCCAACCUUGGGCGUCACCGUCGCCACUGGGUUCAGCCGGGGCCCCUGGAUGCCUGCCUCGUGCAGCGGAGACCUGCGGACCUCUGGAGGCGCGAAGGUCCAGACCUUCGCGGAUCUGUCCCGAGAGAUGCCGCAGAAGGGCGGGUUUCGGCUCACCACGAUGCCGCAAGUGCAGCGCUGCCGCGGCCGCUUCGCGGCGCGGCAGGUGCAGGUCGAGGGACCUCGAUGCCCCCCCGUGGCUGUGGCCUGCCCGAGCGGAUGCCUCUCGCCGCCUCGCGGCCGGGCCUGCCGCGGCGGCCGCGCGCCCGCGGCGGCGCCCGGCCGCUGCCGCGCGGCGCCCUGCCGCGACGCCGCCGCGCCCGCCCGCGCGGCGGCGCCGCCCGCCCGCGAGCGGGCCGCGCACGCCGCCGCGCCCGGCGGCGCGGUCAGGGGCCAGUCAAGGUUCGGGUGUGCAGGCGAGGUUCGCGCCGUGGCGCUCGGCGGCCGGGGCCCGAGGGUGGGUCUGCUCUCCAGCCUGCGGCGCGAGGGGCAGGACGAGCUGCUGGGCCGCGCAGUGGCGGGCAGGUUCCGGCUCUGCCGCCGCAUCGGCUCCGGGUCGUUCGGCAGCGUCUACAGCGCGAGGCACGACCGGAGCGGCCUCGAGGUGGCCGUCAAGCUGGAGCGGGCUUCGGCGCCGUACCCACAACUCUGGCACGAGGCCAGGGUGUACGAGGUGCUGGGCGAGCACCCGGCGGUGGUCCCUCGGGUCCACUGGUACGGCCGCGAUGGGGACCAUCAGGUGCUCGUGAUGGACUUGCUGGGGCCCUCUCUGGCGGACCUUCACAAGCAGUGUGGGGGGGCCUUCAGUCUCAGGACCAGCAUAGCCCUGGCCGAACAAAUAGUGAGCCGACUGGAGGAGUUGCACUCCGCAGGCCUUUUGCAUAGGGAUGUCAAGCCUGACAAUUUUUGCAUUGGUCACGGGGCCAUCGCCGGUGCGAGCGAGGUGUACGCUCUCGAUUUUGGUUGUGCCAAGAGUUUCAGGGAUCCACAGACCAUGCGGCACAUCCCGGAGGAGUCUGGCAAGUGCAUGGUAGGCACCGCGCGCUAUGCGAGCCUCCGCGCACACAUGGGCCAGCAGCUUAGCAGGCGCGACGAUCUCGAAUGCGUGGGCUACCUGCUGGUGUGGUUCCUGAAGGGACGCCUGCCCUGGCAGGGCCUGGACGCCAUCAGCUCAGAGGAGCGCAUGACGAAGAUAGCGGCGGCCAAGGCCGGCAUCGCCGCCGCCACGCUGUGCGGGGGCCUCCCGCGCGAGAUAGAGGCCUACGUCACCUACUGCCGCGGCCUUGGCUUCGAGGAGCGGCCAGACUACCGCCGCCUCCGCUCCCUCCUGAGGGCGGCGGUGGGCCACGAGGGCGUCCCGAGGACCCUGCGACUGGACUGGCAGCCACCGCCGACCGACGCGGAGCCUCGCCCUGCGGAAGCACCGCCGGCGAGCCCGGCCGCCCUGCGCCGCGACAGCCUCGCGCGCCCGACGCCGGAGGCGGGCCUGGCCGAGCCCGACCCCCGCGGAGAGGCGGGCCGGCUCCCCGACCGCCGCGCGGCCCACCAGGUCGUGGGCGCCCGUGCGCCACGCCUGGGGCCCCACGGCGUGCACGCGGAGCUCCUGCGGUGA